Pseudoliparis swirei is the source of this 2502-nucleotide messenger RNA. Its product is annotated as receptor-type tyrosine-protein phosphatase beta-like. Gene Ontology annotation, molecular function: cadherin binding. NCBI's taxonomy places the organism in Eukaryota, Metazoa, Chordata, Actinopteri, Perciformes, Liparidae. The annotation marks the transcript as partial. Gene Ontology annotation, biological process: angiogenesis. The record is from RefSeq and is a predicted model, not a curated record. The transcript is spliced from 10 exons.
GACUUCCUGACCGUGUCGUGGCGUCCGGCUCCAGGUGAGGUGGACAGCUACCUGGUGACGCUGAGCGACCGCCAGAAGACGCUUCACACCGUCUCAGUUUCCAAAUCCAGUCCCGAGUGUGUCUUCAACUCUUUGGUCUCCGGACGUCUCUACAACAUCUCCAUCGCCUCCCGCAGCGGCCCCCACCUCAACCACACCUUCAUCCAGGAGAGGACACAGCCGUCGCAGGUCCAGAACCCGACCGCCACCCACGCGGCGCGGGACGACUACCUGAAGGUGUACUGGCGUCAAGCCGCAGGAGACUUUGACUUCUACCAGGUGUUCAUCAAACACAACAACCUGUUCCUGCAGAACCAGACGGUUCUGAAGACGCAGAGCGAGUGUGUGUUUACCGGCCUGGUGCCCGGCAGGCUCUACACGGUGCUGGUGAGCACCUGGAGCGGGAAGUACGAGACCAGCGCCUCCACCCACGGCCGGACCUUUCCAGCUGCAGUCCGGUCCCUGGUUCUUGCUGGACGGGGAACCGAGGACCUUCGUGUGACGUGGUCUGCAGCCCUGGGGGACCUGGAUCACUACGAAGUGCAGCUGCUGUUCAACGACAUGAAGGUGUUUCCUCCGAUUACGCUGGGCAGCGCCGUGGGAGAGUGUGUGCUGUCAUCACUCACACCUGGACGGCUGUACAACAUCCUGGUUACUACCAUCAGCGGCCCCAACCAGAAGGCCCAGUUCAUCGAGGGCCGCACAGUUCCCAGUAAAGUGAAGAACAUCCACAUCAGUAACAGCGGCGACAGCAGCAGCCUGAUGGUGAGCUGGACGCCCGGUCAGGGCGACGUGGACGGCUACUCUGUGUUCCUGUACCGACGGGACCGGCAGCUGGACGUCCGGCCCGUCCUCAAACACCACAGCCAGGUGACGUUCGGCUCGCUGCAGCCGGGACAGACGUACAGGGUGACGGUCCAGUCGGUCAGCGGAGAGCUGCUGAACAACAGCACGGCCACCGGAUGCACAGUGCCCUCAGCCGUCACCGGGCUGCAGGUGGAGGAGCUCCAGUCCUCCUGCAGCCUCCAGGUGAGCUGGCAGGACGCUCUGGGCGUGUCCGACGGCUACGUCCUGCAGCUUCUGGAUGACCGGAGCUGCCUGGUGACCAACUCCACUCAACCCGCCGGACACACCAGGUUCAGGUUUGACGGCCUCACCCCAGGCAAGAGGUACCGGGUUCUAGUCCAGACCACCAGCGGGGGCGUCCACAGCCCGGGAGUCAGCGCUGGGGCUCGAACACGUCCUGCAGCCGUCAGGGGUCUGUCCAUUCAAGCCAACACCACCACCCACCUGUCCUUCCACUGGUCUCCACCUGACGGAGAGUUUGACUUUUAUGAUAUUUUCUUGUAUAAAAGCGAUGACUCGCUGCAGGAGAGGCGGCGCGGCCAGUCCAGCAGUCAGCAGUGCUCCUUCCAGGGUCUCAGGCCUGGAGCCCCCUACAGGAUGGUGGUGGUGACCCACAGUGGAGAGCAGACCAGCCAGGCCUCCAUCUGGGCCUGGACCGUCCCGGCGGCCGUGGUGUCUCUGACGGCCCGCAGUGGGAACCAGUCCGGCGCUUUGUGGGUGAACUGGCAUCGUGGCAGUGGGGAUCUGAGUGGGUACCUGCUGUCCCUCCACGAGCCCGCCGGCUCUCAGCGGGCCGCACAGCCGCUGGGCUCAGGGGCCACACAGGCGCUGGGCUCAGGGGCCACCGAGUUUGUCUUCUCAGGCCUGGUGCCCGGUCGCCUGUACCGAGCCGAGGUGUGGAGCCUCAGCGGAGAGCUGAGCCACCGGGCCAGCACACUGGGGAGGACGGCUCCCAGACCCCCCACCUCCUUCCUGUUUGGGGGGGUCACCAACACCUCGCUGGAAGUUUCCUGGAGCGGCCCCGUUGACUCAGACUACGAUGACUUCGACCUGCAGUGGACUCCUCGGGACCGGCUUUCCGUCAUCGACCCGUACCACAGCCGCACCUCCGGCAGCCGUAUCCUGAGAGGGAUGUUCCCUGGGCGGCUGUACGCCUUCAGCCUCCGCAGCGUCAGCGGAGCCACGGAGCCGGGGGCCACGGCCAUCUGCAGCACGGCCAUCCACAACAGCAUCCGGACCAAACCGGAGCGAGUCCACAGCCUCCACUGCCGCCCCCAGAGCUCCACCUCCAUCUGCUGCUCCUGGGGUCCCCCAGAGGCCGACUACGACUCCUACACCAUCGAGUGUCUUCACCAGGACUCCCAGGUCCUGGUCUACUCGCGUCGCACCGGCAGAGAGUCCACCGGUUACCUCAUCACGCAGCUGGAGCCCCACAAGCGCUACGCCGUCUCCGUGAAGGUGAUCUCGGACCGGACCACCAGCGACGAGGCUCGGGACAGCGUGGUGACCAUGAUCGACCGUUCAACUGCAGCUGGUUCAGUGACGUCAACGGAGCCGUCAAGUUCUUCACGGUGGUGGUGACCGAGUCUCAAGGUACGUAUGUACACUAUAUAUUAU